AUGGGUCGACUCGAUCGCGUCGCCGCGCUCGCGCGCGACGUCACGAGCGCGACCGCGGACGUGGCGAGGAACAUCGUCUUCGGGAGCGGGCCCGAGGGCGAGGACGACGACGGGGUCGAGCGGGCGUUGGAGCGAUUGACGUGUGGCGUCUUGUCGAGCGAUCGCGCGCUCGCGGGACGGACGCUGUGCGAGAUCGUGGAGGAGCGCGACUCGGCGAAAGCGCGGGUGGCGCGCGCGUGGGGCGAGCGGCUGUUGGAGACGCUGCGGGAGACCACGGAUGAUGAUGACGUGAUUCGAGCGGCGCUGGAGGCGACGCGGGCGUGCGCGAGCGGACGGAUGGGCGAGGGACGGGACGCGUGUCGAGCGAUGAUCGCGCGCGACUUCGCGUGGGUGCGGCAGUUGGUGAGCGAGCUCCGGGGGAGGGAUUUUUAUAGUCGACUCGCCGCGGCGCAAACCUUACGCGAGGCGAGCGAGAGCGAAGGCGAGGCGCUGCGCGCGAGCGCGGCGAGAGAUCCGACGGCGGUGCCGACGUUGAUGGACGCGAUGAAGGAGAAUGAGGUGAUUCGGAACGAAGCUUUGUUGCUCUUGGUGGAGCUGACGAAGGAUCACGAGGAGUUGCAGAAGAUUGUCGCGUUCGAGGGCGCGUUCGAGCGAGCGUUCGCGGUGAUGCGAGAGGAGGGCGGCGUCGAGGGCGGUGUCGUCGUUCAGGAUUGCCUCGAACUGUGCAACAAUCUGUUGAGAGAUAAUCCGAGCAAUCAGACGCUGUUUCGUGAGAACGGAUUCGUGCGGAGCGUCCCGGGUCUAGCUGCGGUGGAGCGCGAAAUCGGAAACAGUGGAAUGCGAGGCAUUUCGGCGCAAAAAGCCGCCAACGCGCUGUGCGCGCUGGAGACCGUGCACCUGCUGGUGAGCCCGAACCAGGAGGAUGGAAAGCGGAGAAAUGCGCGUCAUGACGCGGAGCUCGAAGCCUUGCUGCGUCAGCAGCGCCUGGCGGGGUGCCGAGCAAAUCAGAGUGAGUUGGCGAAAACGGGGACGGUUGAAAUUCUCGUGCGCGCUUCGUUGGGGGAUUCGGCGGUGAACGCGGUGAGUGUUCGCGUCGCAGCUCUCCGCGCGUUGGCGGCGCUUGUUCGAAACCACGAGGAAAAUCAAACCGAGCUCUUCAGCGCCACCGCGGAUCGUGCAGGAACAGUCACUGAACCAGCUUUGUUGGCGUGCGGGCGCACAGCGCUGCACAGCCUCUCACCCGCCGAGCGCGCUGCCGCCUCGUCGGUGCUAGGUGCGUCGAUGCGUGGGAAUCCGGACGGUCAGCUACUGCUCGUCUCGACGUUGGCACCCACAGGAUUCGGCGCGACGGAUGGAAGCGAGGAUGCGUCUCUCGGUGGAUUACUCGCGAGAGCGCUCGCUACAAACGUCGGCAUGGUGUACGACCAAGCGAGCGUUGAAGCCGCGCGUAUCCUUCGUGACAUGCUGCACAGAAACGACGACGCAAAGCUAAAAGCGCUUCGGGUGAAUCUUGAGCCAGUGACUUCGCGAGCAAAUGCCUCUGAGCUCUUGCUACCUCGAUGCGUGCGUCAACUCGCCGUCACGCACACGACCGAGGACGAAAAGCCCCAAGUGGAACGUCUGCAAACGGUAAUUUUGAGACUUUUAAUUGUUUGGCUCUACGAGUGCAAACCGGCCGUUGACGCUUUCUUGUCCUCUCCCGGACAUCUGCCCGCCAUAGCCGAUUUAGCUCGCACGGGUGGAAGCACGGAAUCGCCGCACGUCGCGGCUCUCGCUUGCGUCGUGCUGGGAUGUUGCUUGCUCGAGAAGGCUGGAAGCGUGCUCGACGUUGUUUCCGCGCGCGUCGGGCUGCAAAGCUUCUUCAUGAAGUGGGAAGCAAUGACGACAUCGGAGCAAUAUGUGCAGGCGGCCGAAACUCCCAAGUUGCCCAGGGCAUUGACGAGAGCGAACGUGGCGAAGCUAGCGAUCCAGAGCGACGGCGAAGACGAAGUUCCGCCCGGUGAGGGACUGUACGAUAAUGAGAUCACAGUGUUUAUCAACGAGCUCGAGGAGCGCGUGAAGACGUCGAUCAUGUCCAUGUACGCCAAGCCGUCGGCUGGAGAGGAGCGAUCGGCGUCUAGCGUUAUCAGGCGCGACGGCGAAGAUGACGCGUCCUAUUUGACGCGUCUCCAAGAGGCUCUACGCGCGAGCGAAAAGGAGCUCGAGGAUGUGCGUUCUCGAAACACCGUGCUGGCCGAACAGCUUCUUGGGACCUCCAAUCCCGCGGCGGCGCCGAGCGGAGAUGAAGCCGUGUCGGGAUCGAUGGAAAACGGCUCGCGCCCGGCGUCCAACGAAGCUCUCCAGGCUGCCGUUGAGGCGGCUAAGCGCGCGAACGCGCACGAAAUCGAAAAUCUCAAGCGUGAUCUCGAGGAUUUCAAGCGUCUCGCGGACGAGCGCCAGGAGUCGCUCACGUCUCUGAGCUCAGCAUACAACGGAUUAGAGGCGGAGGUGUAUAGACUCGAAUCUGAGGCCACGGGUCUGCGAGCUAAACUCCACGACAUCGCCGAUUCGGACGAUGUUUCCGCCCCGGACACGGCGACGCUAGAUGUUGCGCGCGAAGCCGGGCGCCAGGAGGGUCGAAGACUCGCCGAGGUUGAAUUCGAGACGCGAAUGCGCGACGCGGUGGAAGCCGCCGUCGCCGAAGCCGCCGCCGCGCACGAAGCUGAGCUCAACGAUCUCCUCGCCUGUCUCGGCCAAGAGGAGGCGUCCAAAGAACACUUAUUCGCCCGCCUUCUCGAACUCGGCGUGGACGAGACCGCACUCGAGGAAGAUCUCGCGAAGAUCGUCAUCGGGGAUGAAUAG
Molecule: messenger RNA, 2841 nt
Organism: Ostreococcus tauri
Lineage: Eukaryota; Viridiplantae; Chlorophyta; Mamiellophyceae; Mamiellales; Bathycoccaceae
Product: Vesicle tethering protein Uso1/P115-like, head domain
Exons: 1
Coding region: 1-2841 (946 amino acids)
Biological process (GO): vesicle fusion with Golgi apparatus; intracellular protein transport; endoplasmic reticulum to Golgi vesicle-mediated transport
Cellular component (GO): Golgi membrane; Golgi stack; ER to Golgi transport vesicle membrane
Source: RefSeq, a predicted model, not a curated record